Molecule: messenger RNA, 673 nt
Organism: Verticillium dahliae VdLs.17
Lineage: Eukaryota; Fungi; Ascomycota; Sordariomycetes; Glomerellales; Plectosphaerellaceae
Product: AP-2 complex subunit sigma
Exons: 3
Coding region: 86-517 (143 amino acids)
Biological process (GO): protein transport; clathrin-dependent endocytosis
Cellular component (GO): AP-2 adaptor complex; intracellular membrane-bounded organelle
Molecular function (GO): clathrin-cargo adaptor activity
Source: RefSeq, a predicted model, not a curated record
GACGACCUCUUGAGAUCCCCCCCUUCAGGAAGAAGCUCCAGACGAAACGUACAGCGCCGCCCAUGUGCGCCGGACCGCCGUGAAGAUGCUGUCCUUUAUCCUGAUCCAGAACCGACAGGGGAAAACCCGCCUCGCAAAGUGGUACGCCCCAUACAGCGACGACGAGAAGAUCAAGCUCAAGGGCGAGGUCCACCGUCUCGUCGCUCCGCGCGACCAGAAGUACCAGUCCAACUUUGUCGAGCACCGCAACAACAAGAUCGUCUACCGCCGCUACGCCGGGCUCUUCUUCUGCGCCUGCGUCGAUACUAACGACAACGAGCUCGCCUACCUCGAGGCCAUCCACUUCUUCGUCGAGGUCCUCGACUCCUUCUUCGGCAACGUGUGCGAGCUCGAUCUCGUCUUCAACUUUUACAAGGUCUACGCCAUUCUCGACGAGGUGUUUCUGGCCGGCGAGAUCGAGGAGACGAGUAAGCAGGUUGUGUUGACGCGGCUGGAACACCUGGACAAGCUGGAGUGAACGAGCAAAAGGUGGGAGAAAGCAUGCGGUGCAUCAAACAUUCAGGGCGGCUGCAAUGAGGAUGGAACUUAUCAUGACUGGGAGGGCGUUGGGCGUUCAAUCGAGCUAUGUCUAUUUCUUGUUUCCAUCUCCCUGGCAAAAGAUCUUUUCAUGCCA